Messenger RNA from Synchiropus splendidus (mandarinfish), 5599 nucleotides. Its product is annotated as NACHT, LRR and PYD domains-containing protein 3-like. The record is from RefSeq and is a predicted model, not a curated record. The transcript has 17 exons. Gene Ontology annotation, molecular function: protein binding. Bases 104 to 4498 code for a protein of 1464 amino acids. NCBI's taxonomy places the organism in Eukaryota, Metazoa, Chordata, Actinopteri, Syngnathiformes, Callionymidae.
CUUCUGUUGCACGAGCUCAUCCCGGCCUGAGAUACGAGCGGGGUCGUUGUUCCAAAUUUUUCUCACUUUCAGUGACUGUGGUGGAGCCGAGGGAAAAGCUGGAAUGGAUCCGUCAACUGGAACGAAUGACAAAGUGCUGUCUUCUUCCACUUCGCUUUCACUGGAAGAAGAUGUUCACAGCCCUCCUGUCCCGGAGAGACCAGUCUCUCUGCCGCUGAGCUGCAUUUCCAUGGCGAGUGACGAGUCGAUGAAGCAACCCAUUCUCUUUAAAGGACAAAGAUCGUCUGAGACUGAUCAUGUGCAGCAGACGCUGGCCUCACCUCAGCUGACCUGCAUUUCCCUGAAGAGCAUGCAGUCCAUGCAUCAACCCAUCCUGUUUAAGGGACACCAACCUUCAGAGUCAGAGCAGGUCAGUCAACCAGUCAGUGUGAUAUCCCUCACGAGCACCGAGUCGAUUCUUCAGCCCAUUCACUUUGAUGGGGGUCAGGAUGCUGCGGCAGAAAUGACAGCAGAGGAUGAUGAAUAUAACCUGCUUCCAGGUGUGGACUCAGAAUUCAAGCUCCUGGAGGAGACUCUUGUUGCUUAUGUAAGAGCAGAGCUGUGGAGGAUGAGGAGGAAUUUGGGAAGCCCAGAUGGAGAGGAGGUAGAAGAAGAUGACAAGGACGUCAAGAUCCUCAGAGAAUCCUUCUCAAAAAUCGUCCAGCACUUCUUGCAACAGAGACAGCAGCAGCGUCUGGCUGACUAUUUACAGAGCAAGUCUCCCUCCGUGUGCCAAAGAAAGAUCAGGUGUCGUCUCAAGCAGAAAUUCCAAAGCUAUUACGAAGGGACGUCACUAUCUGGGACUCCGAAACCGUUAAAUGAGAUCUACACAGAGCUCUACGUCACAGAGGGCGAGACCUCUGAGGUCAACUGCGAGCACGAGGUCAGAUGGAUUGAAGCGACGACUAGAAAGCCAGGACUGCCGGAAGUCACGAUCAAAUGUCGAGACGUCUUUAAGCCUCCUGACAGAGAGAGCCGGGUCCGGACGGUGAUGACUAAAGGAGUGGCUGGUAUUGGGAAGACCAUGCUGACUCAGAAGUUCACUCUGGACUGGACAGACGGGAAUACCAACCCGGACUUCCACUUCACCUUCCCCUUCACAUUCCGAGAGCUGAACCUCCUCAGUGGGAAACAGCUAAGCCUGGUGGAUCUGGUUCACUGUUUUUUCCUGGAAACGAAAGAGGCUAAGAUCAAGGAGUUCGAUCACCUCCAAGUUCUGUUCAUACUUGAUGGGCUGGAUGAAAGUCGGCUUCCUCUGGACUUUGUCAAUAAUGAAAUCUUGACAAAUAUCAUGGUGCCAGCGUCCAUGGAUGUCCUACUGACCAACCUCAUCAGUGGAAAACUGCUUCCCUCUGCUCGACUGUGGAUCACCACGCGACCCGCUGCAGCCCAUCAGAUCCCGCCUGAGUAUGUGGACAGGAUGACCGAGGUGAGGGGCUUCACGGACGAGCAGAAGCAGGAAUACUUCAGGAAGAGGUUCACCGGCGAUGCCGACGUCAUCAUCUCCCACAUCAAAACAUCUCGGAGUCUCCACAUCAUGUGCCACAUUCCGAUCUUCUGCUGGAUCGCUGCGACAGUUCUGGAGGACGUCUUGAAAACAAGUGCUGAAAAGGAGCUACCCAAGACUCUUACUGAAAUGUAUGUCCACCUGCUGUUGGUCCAAGCGAAACUCUGGAAUGUCAGAUACCAUCGAGGGUUCCAGGUGGAUCCCCACUGGAAUCCAGGCAGCAGAGAGAUGGUCCUGUCUCUGGGCAAGCUCGCGUUCCAGCACCUGCAGAAGGGCAACCUGAUCUUCUAUGAAACAGACCUGACGGAGUGUGGCAUCGACGUCACGGCGGCCACGGUGUACUCCGGCGUGUUCACGCAGAUCUUUAAAGAAGAGCGAGGCCUGCACAAGGAAAAGGUCUUCUGCUUCGUUCAUCUGAGCAUUCAGGAGUUUUUGGCUGCUCUUUACAUCUUCCUGAAUUUCAUCAACUCCGGUGAGAACCUGAUAACCCAGACGAAACCCUGGUGGAAGAUGCUGACAGACACAUCAAAGAUCUCUUAUCUCUAUCAGAGUUCUAUAAAACUGGCUAUGAAGAGUAAAACCGGCCACCUAGAUCUGUUCAUUCGCUUCCUCCUGGGACUUUCACUUCCAACCAACCAGACCCUACUGCGCGGCCUGAUAACACAAACUGGUAGGCGCCCUCAGGACACCCAGGAAACCAUCCUGUACAUCAAGAGCGUGAUCCGUGAGAAUCUCUCGCCGGAGCGGAGCAUCAACCUCUUCCACUGUCUGAACGAGCUGAAUGAUCGCUCCCUUGUGGAGGAGAUCCAGCAGUACUUGAGUUCAGGAAGGCUCAUCACCGACAAACUUUCCCCUGCUCAGUGGUCAGCGCUGGUCUUCAUCCUGCUCUCUUCAGAAACAGAGCUGGAUGUCUUUCACCUGAAGAAGUACUCCGCCUCUGAUGAGGGUCUGCUGAGGCUGCUGCCCGUGGUCAAGGCCUCCAACAAGUCUGUGCUCAGUGGCUGUAACUUGUCAGAAAAAUGCUGUGAAGGCUUGGCGUCGGUUUUAAGUUCUCCAAGUCUUCGAGAAUUCGACCUGGGAACAAAUGAUUUGCGGGACUCUGGAGUGAAGCUGCUUUGUGACGGCCUGCGGACUCCACAGUGCAGAGUGGAACGCCUGAGUCUAAACCAGAACAAUCUGACGGAGAAAUGCUGUCGGGAUUUGUCGUCGGUCCUGGGCUUCAAACACUCCACCCUGAGGGAGCUGGACCUCAGCUAUAAUGACCUUCAGGAUUCGGGGCUACAGCUGCUCUCUGCUGGUUUAACUCGUGGGCAGUGUCCUCUCCAGACACUCAGGCUGUGUGGCUGUAAUCUGACAGGGAGCUGUCUAGUGCCCCUCGCUGAAGUUCUUUGCUCCGAGUCGUCUUCGCUGACUGAGCUGGACCUGAGCGACAACAAUCUUCAGGGGGCAGGAGUGAAUCUCUUGUCGUCAGCAGUGGAGCAAGGCAGACUGAGGAAAAUGAGUUUACGCCGCACUGGCUUAUCUGACAAAAGCUGCCAGGGGUUUUCCCCAGUCACAAGUCAAAGGUUGCCGGCUUUGAGUGAAUUAGAUCUGAGCGACAACAACCUGCAGGAUGCUGGAGUGAGCCGUCUCUUUGCUGGACCAGGAGAGUUCUACUCUCAACUCCAAAGUCUGAGGUUGAACCAGACCAGUCUCUCUGACAGAUUUUGUGCCGAGUUCUCGUCAGUUUUCAGCUCGCGGAUGCUCAAACUGACGGAACUGGAUCUCGGCAACAAUGACCUUGGGGACUCAGGGGUCGGGCAACUGUGCGCCGGACUGGCUGAUCCAAACUGCACGGUGGAGAGUCUGGGACUGUGUGGCUGUCGACUGUCGGACAAAAGCUGUGCAGCUUUGGCGUCCGUCCUUAAGCAGCACGGUUGCAGACUGAGAUCCAUGGAUUUGAGUAACAAUCCGCUUUUAGAUGCCGGGGUGAAGCUUCUCACAGCCGGGCUACGCAGCACCACCUGCUGUUUGGAAUCUCUCAGGUUAAAUUACUCUCAAAUGACUGCCAGUUCCUGCCAGGAGUUGUCAGCUGUUCUGAGCUCUUGCACCCUGGAGCACCUGGACCUCAGUAACAACGACCUGCAGGACAGUGGGGUGAAGACACUCGCUGCUGCGCUCCACAGUCCAAACUGUCGACUUGGCUCUCUCAGGUUAUCAGGAUGCCUGGUCUCAGAGUCCGGUUGGGAAGCUCUGACCUCGGCUGUGAAAGCUCAACCGUCUCAUUUGAGAGCGCUGGACUUGAGCUACAAUCACCCUGGAGGAGAUGAGAACCUGACCGUGCUCUCUGCUGGACUCAAGGACCCUCAGUGGAAGCUGCACUCUCUGAGGACGGACAAUUGCAGUAGGCUUCUAUUGAAAUCUGGACUUCAAAAAUAUAGCUGUGAGAUCACCCUCGACCCCAACACCACGCACAAAAAUGUGGUCCUGUCUGAGAACAACACGCGGGUGACCCUCGCGUUCGAUAAGCAGCCGUACCCGGAUCAUCCGGACCGGUUCGACUGGUGCUACCAGGUUUUGGGCACCGCUGAUCUCAGCAGUCGCUGCUACUGGGAGGUGGACUGGGACGCCGGGGUCGACAUUGGGGUCACAUAUAGAGGCCUCAGACGGAGAGGGGCUCGUGAUGGGAGCAGGCUUGGCUGGAAUGACAAGUCCUGGAGUCUGGAGUUCACCAACGAUGGCUAUUACGCCUGGCACAGUAACAUCAGAACUGAGAUCCAGGCGGCCCCCAGCAGGGGCUCCAGGAGAGUGGGCGUGUACCUGGACUGGGAGGCCGGCAUCCUCUCCUACUACAGUGUUUCAGCUGAGACACUGGUCCACCUGUACACCUUCACCUGCACAUUCACAGAACCCCUCUUACCUGGGUUUGGAUUUUUAUCUCUGGAUUCUUAUGUGUCGCUUGUACCUGGGUAACUACUGCCUCACCUGGGCAGUAAUGAUAGUGUGAGCAUGGUAGACUUGUUCUAUGGAUCAGUGCAGUCCAGAAAUAUGUUUUUUGUGUCACUAAACUGUGUUUACUCGAUUGCAUCCCGGUACAUUGCUUUAGACUAGUGACAGAUCACCAGCUUGCCUCAGUAAAUUAGGAAAUUGAAUUAUGUGAUGAGAAACCAGGAAUUCAGAGAAUUCUAUUUCAAUAGCUGCGUCCAAUGUGCACCUGGAUGUGGAGAGUAAACUGUCCAGAUUCUCUGCUGCUGGAUAUUGUGGUCCAGGUGUUCACAAACAUUUGCUGAAAUUAAAUGAAGCAUGUUUACAAAUAGGUACACAAAUGUAUUAUUUUUAGGGGUGGGAUAUUCUUGAUAUAGUUUUCAUUAAUUGCCGUUGAAUAGUUGCAGUGUACUGAAUAUUUUAAGUGCACAGAACAACAGUUCUUGUCUUUUUAUCCUUGAGAUUUUUAAACUAUAACUUUCCACUCAUUCAGUUUUGGUUACAACCUGGAACUGGAGGCUGAAAAAAAUACGACUGAUAUUUUAAAUUAUUUUUUUAAGUUGGAUUUUCUGCUAUCUUUAUUUUACAUAACCAAAAACUGAAGUGUAAUUUAUUAUUUAGCCCUGUGAGUUAUUUGUGCGAUAAGCGUAUCUCUGGUUCAUCCUGCCCGGAGCGAAUGCUCAUCCCAGAGUUGAGACAGUGCGAGCACAUGCAGCUGGUACCGUGUGAUAAAACGGUUGGGCUCUUCAGUGAAAUCUUCUCCCGAAUGUAAUUUUCACUCACUCUGCGCUUCAUUUUUCAUGAAUGAAAAUAAUAUAAAAUGUAACCGAAGUACCAUCCUGUGGUAUCCUCCAUUACUGUAACAGAAUAAAAGGAAAAUGGAAAAAAGGCAAAUGGCCAGAAUUCUAUCAGCGGUGCAGUGCUAUAGGAAGAAAGCCAAAGUGUAUAUUUUUAUAUUGAAUAUUUGCACAUUUCUUGUAUUGUAUUUCACAGCUGUGAGGCCCUUUUAAAUGGAGAAACAGUUGAUAUGUUUGGUAAACACUAUGUGUGCUUGUCAUAAUGUGUUACACAAAGGUGGCUACAGUAAAU